This is a messenger RNA of Dermacentor andersoni, 1438 nucleotides long. The record is from RefSeq and is a predicted model, not a curated record. Lineage: Eukaryota; Metazoa; Arthropoda; Arachnida; Ixodida; Ixodidae.
CCGGCGCACCCGGGAGCCAAGAUAUAAACGCGCUGCUUCUUGUCAAGAAUGUGUUUACUAGCGUUGUGCGGCGGCUGGAGUGCAGUGGUCUACGUUCCAAGUCUGUCACCAUGAUGUAACGUAGAUUAGGCUGCAGCCCACCCGGGUUAUAGCCGCGAAACACUGGCCCCGCUGUAACGAAGCGUCCCGGCCGCUUGCGCUAGACGAAUGCCGCUUGGAGUUUGUAUCGCAGUUGCUUUUUCUUCAUGUAUUUUUCACGGUUUGCGUAAUCGCGUCUACAUUGAAGCAGGGUGGAAAUAUUGUUAACAUGUAUACCAUUCCUGUAAUGUCUCCGCUACUGUUCACAGAAACUGCAUAACUGGAAUAUCAAAAGUUAAAGUGUUUAGCGUCGCAAAGAAAAGUGAAAAGAGCGAACAUUCAUUCUGGUUUAAUAAAUUGCAUAGCAAAAGCAUCGAAAUUCAGGCCGGCGUUCUAUCAUCCCGUGCAAAUUCAUUUAUUUUGCUAAAUAUUUGCAGGUAUGCUGCCAAUAAAACAAGCAUGAGGGCGGUGGCAAGCCGCUUUGAUCUGUCAGAGAGUUCUGUUCACAGAAUCCUGAUAAGGGUGGCUGACUUUCUCCUCACCAUGGGUCCAUCUGUUGUGACGUUUCCUUCCAACAUGGAAAAACUGUCGAGUGAAUUCCAGAAGGUGUCUGGAAUCCCUGGUGUUGUUGGCUGCCUUGACGGCUCCUAUAUCAAAAUACAAUGCCCAGACAACAAGGUCUCUUCCACCUACUGCAACCGGCACCAUUACCUUUCAAUAACCCUUCAAGCGGUUUGUGACCACAAAAGACGAUUUGUUGACACCUGCAUUGGAAGCUCCAGCAAAAUUCACGAUUCUCGAAUCUUCAAGCUAUCAUCACUUUCAAAGAAACUUCCCAAACUGUGCGAGGACAAUGCGUACCACCUGCUUGGAGACGCAGCCUAUCCCCUCAGGCCGUACCUUCUGACUCCAUUCAGAGACUAUGGAGCGUUGUCAAAGGCACACAUGGAUUUCAACAAAAAGUUUUCAGCAACGAGGGUGCUAAUAGAAAACAGUUUUAGCAACCUAAAGAAAAGAUUCCGUCAACUAAUCUACCUUGAGCUCCGCACCGUAGAGUGGCUGAACAAAUUUAUUAUUGCUUGUUGCAUACUGCAUAACUUAUGCAUUGAGUGCGGAGAUUUGGAGCCAGAUGAACCAGAUGAUGAUGUAUCACCUCAAGAUGUCCAGUGGCAUCCACAGUCAUGCACCGAUGACCUGGAUGAUACUGCCGAAGAAACUUUGUUGCGCAGACUGGGAGAAAUAAAAAGGAGGAAGGUGCUGGAAGCAGUGCUGCAAAAGUAGUAGUGUUGUGCAACAACUAAUGAACUCAUGAAAAUGGCAGAUGUGUAAGGAGUGUAAUAAAUUGCUACAUUUGUUGUAA